AGAUGGAAGAAGUGAAGUGUUUACCUCGUGAACAGAAAUGAUUGUUUAUUAACCUGUUAAGUUGAAGUUAGAAUUAAACUUCUGAUGUUUAUUAUGAAAAUAUUUUAUUUAUUUUUGUAUCGCAUAAUUUAAUUUAGUGCGUAAUUUUCAAGAAUUUACUUCCAAAAUGAAAUUGGUUGGGAAAUACAUUGACAAAGAUAAUCACGGAUCUGUUGUCUUGAUCCCUGAAGAAGAUGAGGAUAUGUGGCAUGCUUAUAAUCUCAUUGAAGCAAAUGACGCUGUUAAAGCUUCUACAUUUCGUAAAGUUACGCUUGAAUCAGCCACUGGAAGUACUGGUAGUAGUCGUGUUCGGACUACGUUAACACUCAAAGUUGAAUCAACCGAAUAUGAUACUCAGGCUUGUCUGGUUCGUGUCAAAGGACGAAACAUUGUAGAGAAUCAGUUUGUAAAGAUGAACCAGUAUCAUACACUUGAUUUAGAGCUGAACAGAAAAUUUACUUUAACUAAAGAACACUGGGAUUCCAUUGCAUUAGAUAGACUGGAAAUGGCUUGUGAUCCUACUCAGCGUGCAGAUUUGGCUGCUGUUGUAAUGCAGCAAGGCUUAGCAAAUGUUUGCUUUAUUACUUCUUCCAUGACCAUUACAAGAGCAAAGGUCGAAUGUAAUAUACCGAGAAAAAGGAAGGGUUUAUGUUCUCAACAUGAAAAAGGGAUGAAUCGAUUUUUCGAGAGUGUAAUGCAAGCUAUAAUACGACACAUAAACUUCGAUGUGGUCAAAUGUGUGCUUUUAGCAAGUCCAGGAUUUGUGAAGGAUCAGUUCUAUGAAUUCAUGGUGCAAGAAGCCGUCAAACAAGACAACAAGUUAAUUAUAGAGAACAAAAAUAAGUUUGUUUUAGUCCACUCAUCUUCAGGUUUCAAACAUAGUUUGAAAGAAAUUCUUGUAGAUCCUCUGAUACAAAAUCGGCUUGCUGAUACUAAAGCAGCCGCUGAAGUUAAAGCAUUAGACUCUUUCUACCAAAUGUUGUCAUCGGAAUCUGAUCGGGCAUUCUAUGGAUACAAACAUGUGGAAAAAGCGAAUCAGUUCCAAGCAAUAGAAACUUUAUUAAUAUCAGAUCAUCUCUUCCGCUGUAACGAUCCUUUAGAAAGAAAACGUUACGUUGCUUUAGUAGACAGUGUCAAAGAAAAUGGAGGUGAAGUUAGGAUAUUCUCAAGUCUUCAUAUUUCUGGUGAACAACUAGAACAACUAACGGGUAUCGCUGCAAUAUUACGAUUUCCCAUUCCCGAUAUGGAAGAUGAUGAUGAUUCUGGCGAGGAUGAAUCGAAGAGUAAUGAAGCUAAUUGUAGUAAGAAUUUAAAAGAAAAUUCAAAUGAUAAAUCAUGAUUAUUCCAGUAUCUAUAAUUUCAAUGUUGUGAUUUAUUGUUUUUUCUCGCAACAAAAAUAUGUGAUUCAAUCAAAACUGGUAUAUUUACCCAUGUAUAUUGUUGAACAAAAAAUUAUUUACUUAAACGGACGAUAUUUAUUAUGAUACAUAAUCGUACCCAAAAUUGACUCAUGAGAGGAUAAUAAUAAUUUCACAUUAUUUAUAAGUUGUAACAACUUGAAAAUGCUUUAACUAUAAGCUCAAAUUCAAAAUGGUUGAAAAGGUUGUACGACUGAUUGAUCACUGUGAACAGUGAAAUUGUUAACUGCAUGUAAAGAUUUUUCUGCUACCUCUUCAAUAAGAUUCAUAUCUUCACUGGAUAUUUUACCUUUGGAUACAAUUGUUUUCGGAUCCCAACUUUUCUUGUUCUUCAAUUUAUUGCUAUUACUAAUUGGCUUGACUUCGUCUAAACGAGAGGCAUACAAUUUGGUUCGUUCAUCAUAUUCCUUGGCAUCAUAGUUGGUCGUCUCAAAUGAAGAUAUAUCAAUGACACUUAAAGCCAUCCGAUGAAGACUGCGAUUCCAUGAUUUAGACUGGCGACGUCGAUCAUCAUCGCCCUCCAAUGUUGUCGAUGUUUCCUCAUGGUCAAUUAUUCCUAGACCACUGGUUGGAUCUUUGGCUGCUGCUGAUCUUUCAUCAAUUAUUUGUUUACAAAAGCAACAUCCCAUUAUGAUAAUGAACACUUAUUAAUGAUUGUUUUGUUGAUGAGUUUAACGAUGAUGGUGAUGAUGAUGUUGAAGGAUGUGUAGGUGAUGUAAUGACAAUGAAAGAAUGGUGUAAAGAAAAUUGUCUUCAACUAAACAAUAACCAUUUAAAACAAGAAA
Messenger RNA from Tetranychus urticae (two-spotted spider mite), 2242 nucleotides. RefSeq names its product pelota mRNA surveillance and ribosome rescue factor (gene pelo). The record is from RefSeq and is a predicted model, not a curated record. NCBI's taxonomy places the organism in Eukaryota, Metazoa, Arthropoda, Arachnida, Trombidiformes, Tetranychidae. Gene Ontology annotation, biological process: nonfunctional rRNA decay; ribosome disassembly; nuclear-transcribed mRNA catabolic process, non-stop decay. Gene Ontology annotation, cellular component: cytoplasm.